CGAAAAAGAAAAAUAAAUAAAUAAAUAAAAGAGUUUCUUCUUCUUCAUCAGGGAUUCUGCCCCCAAAGGCCUCUGAAAGAGAAAAAGGAGGAGAGAGAAAAUGAAGACGACGAAGGGAGGGAAGGCGAUGAAUCCUACGGACGCUUAUCGAAAGGAGCUUCGAAAGAAGGAAUUGAAGCGGAAUAAGAAAGAAAGAAAGAAGGUGAGGGAGGUGGGUAUCUUGAAGAAGGAUCCCGAGUCACUGAAGGAACAGAUUGACAAGUUGAAUAUGAUGAAGGCUGAUGGUGCUCUGGACAAAGCGCGGAAACACAAGAAAAGACAGCUAGAGGACACACUCAAUCUUGUUCUAAAGAAGCGGAAGGAAGUCCAAGAUAAAAUGAAGGAGAAGGGUGAGGCUCCAGUUAUGUUCAGUCAUUUGGGACCACCUCGAAGACGAACAACUGCAGAAGAGGAAGAGAGAGUCAAGCAUCCUAAACCUGAAGAUUCCGUUUACUACCAUCCAACCCUGAAUCCUACCGGGGCCCCCCCACCCGGAAAACCUCCAAUGUAUAAAUCAUCAAUAGGGCCUAGAAUUCCUUUAUCUGAUGCUUCAACAAGUGGUGCCGCAUCAUCAUCAUUUACAGAAUCAGAAGAUGGCGCUUUUCCUGCACCUCCUCCACCUCCACCUCCACCUCCUUUGCCAGAUACUGCUAAUAAGGGAUCUGGUGAUGGCUCUGUUCUACCUGAGUCUUUGCCGUUACCUCCUCCACCUCCAUUGCCACCAAAGCCUCCAUCAACUAACUCUACUAUGUCUUUGCCACCUCCACCACCUUUGCCACCUCCACCUCCACCUCCUGGACCCCCACCGAAAGAGCAAAUUGCCGGUCACCCUUCACUUCCUCUCCCUCCACCCCUUCAACAGUCCACACUGCCUCCUCCUCCACCCCUUCAACAGUCCACACUGCGUCCUCUGCUUGGUACGGACAGAGAUAGAAAUCUAACUGUGUUUUCUGAUGAACUAACCUCAAAAGAGGCCAUACAGUUGUCUAAUGUACUUCCUCCACCUCCUCCUCCACCUGGGAUGCCUCCAAAGUCGGCAAGUAAUCAGUCUGAACAUCCUGCAUCUGAUGUUGAAAGCAAUAAUCCCUCACUGACCAAAGAUCUUCCCCAAAUUCCACCACCACCUCCACCAAGGCAACGGGCUCCAGUGCCUGGACCCAACCUAAUCCCAACUUUGCAACCUGAUGUAUUACCCCCUGGAAUAUCACAUUUUCCUCCACCCCCACCGCCACCAGAUAUGCGGCCAACAUUGUCCACUCCUGGACUCGCGAACCAACCUGCUCCCCCUGGAAUGAUGGUCCCUAUACUCCCCAGGCCGCCAUAUGGUCCUCUACCUGGACCUCCUCCAAUGAUGAGGCCGCCACUUCCACCUGGUCCUCCUCCUACCUUUGAGGAUGAUGAUUAUGCUGUAAACAGGUUUCCUGCACCACAGAAGCCAUCAUAUGUCAAAUCUGCCGCUCCUACUGUUGUUAAGAGGCCACUAGCACAACACACACCAGAACUUACAGCCAUGGUGCCUGCAUCUGUUCGUGUAAGAAGAGAGAUGACUGCCCCAAAAGCAAAACCUAAACCAUCACUGUCAACCACUGUGGCAGCCACAAAGCCAGUUGCUGCUGUUGUGAAGACAGAGGCAACUAACCCUGCAUCAGCAUCAAAGCCGCAGAGCAUUGACGACUCAUAUAUGGCUUUCCUGGAGGACAUGAAAGCGCUUGGUGCACUUGAAAGUUAAAAUCCCGAGAAGCUUUGUUGGAGCCCGUUGGAAAGAGGCGUUGUGCACUUGAAAGGAUACAAAGAUGUUCAUUCUUUGAAGUGGAACAGGGGAUUGACCAAAGAUAUUUAGGGUUUCUUUGAUUGUGUUAUUCAGAAACCUCUCUUGUACUAAUGCCGCUUGAGUUUACAAAUUUUUGAACUUUCUCUAUACGAGUUAUUUUUUAUUGGGCUAUUGCCC
This is a messenger RNA of Morus notabilis, 1987 nucleotides long. Its product is annotated as formin-like protein 5. Gene Ontology annotation, biological process: mRNA cis splicing, via spliceosome. The record is from RefSeq and is a predicted model, not a curated record. The transcript has 9 exons. Bases 101 to 1768 code for a protein of 555 amino acids. Lineage: Eukaryota; Viridiplantae; Streptophyta; Magnoliopsida; Rosales; Moraceae. Gene Ontology annotation, cellular component: spliceosomal complex.